AUGCGGUCGAACCGAACCGAACCGUUUACAAACGACGGUCUUAUUUUUUCAAACAACACAACAGAACUAUUUGGAAAUCUGGGCGCAUUUCGACUGGUUGAUAAAGUUGAAUUGUUUGUCCGUUAGUCCAUCUCGUUGUUGGUUUGUUUAUAUCAAUUUCGGCAGCCUAAUAUAGUAGUAGUGCGCUUAAUUGAUUUCUGUUGGAUAAUAUUUUGGUUGCACGUAGACUUUUUUUGGACUGUGUGAUCUAAAAAUACGCAUCGAAAUCGUGUGACGCUGAACUGUAUAAAACUGUUUGAUCUGUGCCCGUUUCAUUGCAUUUGAAUUCGAUGUGCAGAGAAGGAAGUGUGUACAGUUCGAUGCAACGUUAAAUUCUUCAAUUCAAAUUUCAUACAUAAAGAGAAAAUUGUUCAGCAGACGUGUGAUAUAAAUCAUGUGGCUGAAACUGUGUUUGAUGCUUGUAUUCUUUGCCAUACCGCUCUGUCACUCGGACUCGGUCAUGAAUAUGAUUCAAGCUGAACGUUAUCCGGCCGAGAAGCAUACACUUUUUACAAAAGAUGGCUAUAUUCUAACUGUGUACCGGAUUCCAAACAUGAGCGCGUCCAAAUAUAACCGCAAAGUGGUACUAUUUAUGCAUGGGAUGACCUCGAGCUGCCCAGCUUUCCUCACGUUCGGUCGACACACGUCGGCCGCGUAUAAGAUGUCAGAUGCAGGUUAUGAUGUUUGGCUAUUGUGUGCGCGCGGCACAACAUACUCGAGGCGUCAUAUUAGAAUGGAUCCGAAAGAUCCGAAAUUUUGGGACUUUAGCUGGCAUGAAAUCGGCGUGUACGAUAUACCAGCAGCAAUUGAUUACGUUUUGGACCACACCAAUCAAACCAAACUCACGUAUAUUGGGCAUUCCCAGGGUGUUACCGCUUUCUACGUUACGCUGUCAGAACUGCCAGAAUACAACGAUAAAAUUACCAUCGCACAUCUAAUGACACCUCCGGUUAUUUUAAAGCACAAUCAUCCGAUGGUUCCAAGAUCGAUGGAUGGUGUACAUGCAGUUGCGGCAUGGUUCCGUAACAAUGGGAUAUAUGAAGUGCUGUCACAUUCGGGUGCAACCAUGGAUAUAAUCACAGCAGUCAGUCAGUUCUGCAUGCGACCGACGGGCAGAGAUGUGUGCAGAAGUUUCGUAUAUAUCCUAUUUGGUCCUUCAAAUUUGUAUUUUGAUGAGCUUCUAGCAACUAUACUCAAUCAUAUUCCAGGCGGUGCAAGUUAUAAGCAAUUUAUUCAUUAUGCACAAAUUGCGGCGGCACAGAGAUUCCAACGUUAUCAUCACGGCAUCGAGAAGAAUAUGCAAAUUUAUGGAACUCCUGAGCCACCAGAAUACGAUUUGUCAAAAGUUCGUGCGAAUAUUCAUAUCAUGCAUGGUACCAAUGAUUGGUUGACACCAUCCGAUAAUGUUCCAAUACUGGCAAAUGCCAUGGGCCGUUAUCCGGUCGCAAUCAGCAAAUUUCCUGGCUACAACCACAUCGAUUUUGCAUACGGCUCCAAUCUGGACAUGGUUCACAGGAAAAUAUUCAAAGUACAAAAACUAUUCUACUAAUUUAAGUUCGGUCCAUGUAAUAAUUUAACAAUAGCGAAAGAGGGUAUUUUUAAUAAGUCGCCCUGUGAUAAUCUUCCUUAUUUUGAAACACGUUGUAAAUUUUAGUAAAUAAGUCACUCUGUAUUUAACUCUCAAUAUAAAAUAAACAAA
Messenger RNA from Sitodiplosis mosellana (orange wheat blossom midge), 1738 nucleotides. RefSeq names its product lipase 1-like. The transcript has 10 exons. Gene Ontology annotation, molecular function: hydrolase activity, acting on ester bonds. Lineage: Eukaryota; Metazoa; Arthropoda; Insecta; Diptera; Cecidomyiidae. The coding region runs from base 434 to 1588 and encodes 384 amino acids. The record is from RefSeq and is a predicted model, not a curated record. Gene Ontology annotation, biological process: lipid metabolic process.